UGACUAGCUGCAGCUUUGGCUGUAGUGUUACUUAUAUGUGUAAUAGAGAGAAUUUUUAAAUCGUUUGUCACAUUUUAAAAGUUCCUAAAAUGAACAAAUACAAUUUUAAAACAGCAACAUUUGAUUCUAGGUGGAUUUUAGUGCUGGAGUAGUCUGAUAAGUUAGUAAACAGCGCAGCUUGAUCGAUUAACUUGUCUAGUUGCGAUCGGUUAUCUGCAGAGCGUGACUGCUCUGUAGUCAACAACAGUACAGAAUGAACGAGGAAGUCCAGAACAUUGUGCAUGAACUCAAUAUGGAGAGAGAUACUGGUACAGUCGCUUUAAUCAAAGCUCUCGGGUAUGAGAGCAGAGAGUGCUUGAAGAACUGUAAAUGUGACGAAUUACCUUGUCCGCUGCUCACCUGGCUGGUCUCAGAGAUAACAGACAGUUGCACUGAUGUUCCAGUACGGACCACUGGGGGUGCAAUUUUGGUCAGGGAGUUGCGCGAGGUGCUGAAAGAGAUGUCUUGUCCUCAAAAUGCACUUGUAUCAGAGCAUCUUAGCCCACUUCUGCUGUUUAGAGUGACCGAGUAUUUGGUGUCAGAGUUGAUGGCAGCGCGAAUGCUGACCUACAGAGAAAGUCAUCCAGAAGAUGCAGAACAAAACUCUGAGUCAGAAGGCAAAGAGCAAAGGAAACAGGAGACUGUUAUUGGGGGUGGUGAAGAGGAGCAUCAGGAAAUCGGUCAAGCAGAAGAGGAUAAAACGAAUUGGAGAGAAGCAAAAAAGGAUCUGGCAGAACUUUUUAAAGUUCUUGAUUUAGAAACAUCCUGUCAGAUGAGUGAUGCCUGUGCUGAGGUAGAGUCACGGCUGACAUCACUUCCUGAAGGUGAAAUGCCAGAAGCGUUAUUGAAGACCAGUCUGAACUCUGAGCAAGCGAAAAAGGUUCAUGAGAUCAACAGAGCUCUCUGUAGUGAUUACGAAUGUCGACGCCAGAUGUUGAUCAAGCGUUUUCAUGUCACGCUACAGUCCUUUGCUUGGGGAGAGAGGGAAAAGGAACGCAGUGCUGUGAUUUCAUCAAUGCCAGCUUUUUCACCAUCUCUAAAGUCCUCCGUCUCCAUUGCUAAGCUGUUAGCGGCCAGAGAGGACGAGUCUCGUAUUAAGCCUGUUAAAGCAGGGCCUUCUACGGCUGUUCACAAGGUUUUAAUGGGCAGUGUGCCAGACAGAGGAGGCCGUCCAGGAGAGAUUGAGCCCCCGAUGCCCAGUUUUACCGGCCGCAGGGAGGGAGGAGGAAGUCAUCAGCAGCAAAGAAAGAGAAGAAGAGAAUAUUCAGGGAAAAAGAAGAAGAACAAAGAUAAUUAAUUUGGUUAUGAUAAAGGAUAUAUAAAAUAAUUGAUAAAGUGUAAUAUAAAUGAUCGUGCAAUAUGUUAACACAUUUAAAACAAAUUAAUUUUAGUUUAAUGGUUCUAAUUAUGAGAUACAUUAUUUAAUUUGAUGAAAAAAAGAAUUAUUCAUUUCAAUGAAAUGUAUAAAUAUGAAGCGCUACAAGCUGUAUUUUCU
Molecule: messenger RNA, 1534 nt
Organism: Danio aesculapii
Lineage: Eukaryota; Metazoa; Chordata; Actinopteri; Cypriniformes; Danionidae
Exons: 8
Coding region: 254-1336 (360 amino acids)
Cellular component (GO): tRNA-splicing ligase complex
Source: RefSeq, a predicted model, not a curated record